Schistosoma margrebowiei is the source of this 3828-nucleotide messenger RNA. The record is from the annotation of a GenBank genome assembly. NCBI's taxonomy places the organism in Eukaryota, Metazoa, Platyhelminthes, Trematoda, Strigeidida, Schistosomatidae.
AGCCAACAAGUGAAUUUCAUUCUACAUAAAUUUACAUUUAAAUUGUUCAAGUAAUUGGGUAUAUUAUUAUAUAUCAAUUUAGAAAUUGUUUUGUUGUACACCAAUUCAACAUAUUCGAUGUUUCAAGAAUAAUGACUUUUAAUUCUUCCACAGGACAAUUGAUAAAUUUAUCACAUAAUCAUAAUUCACACAACGAGAAUCGUAAUUUUCGAAUAAAUUCAGUACUUGGAUUACCAAACUUACUAGGGUUACAAUCAAAUAAUUUACCAAUAUCUCAUUCCAUACAUAAUUCACGUUUAGAUUCACAAUCUAGUUUAACCAUGUCCACAGCAGCGAUGAAUCCAAGCACAGUCACAGAUUUCUAUGAUCAGCGAAAUCAACAAUCCAUGAAAUUACCCAUACCAUCAUGGUUAAAUAAUAACGUAUGGGAUAAGAAACAUUAUGCUGAUCUAAUAUGUAAUUUCAAAUCUCCAUCGAAUUUAAGUGAAAAUUUAGUAGAAGCGAACAGAAAUAAUCACAGUUUAUCUGAAUCAUCGUUUGAAGAUACAAAUGAACAUGAUCAAACACAUUCUCUUUUCAAGUGUCUUAAAAAUACGACUGAGUCAACUGGACCCACUGUUUCAUCGAUGAUUGGCAAUACAAACAAUUCAACACCAGUGUCAUCUACGACAACACAAAAAACUAAUUCAUCAUUUUCUCCUAGUCGUUUUUUAACUGUAGAUUCAAAUCAGCAAAAUCAGGAAACUACAGGAGAUAAUCAUCAGUUGUCGGGUACUCUAACUACAACCAUGAAUACAAUAACUACUUCUACAGUAGCUACAUCUGUUCUAAAUGAUGUUCAUAAUAUGAAAAUGAAUUAUUCUCAAUCGGUUAUAGCAAUGGCAGCAAUGGCUGCAGCAGCAUUAGCUACAAAUAAUUUUAAAAUGUCAUCAACAUCAUCACCAUGUAAUUCAUUGAUCAAUGGAAUGAAUCUUGGCAGUUGUAUAAACAAUGGUAGUAAUAAUAUUAAUAAUAGUAUUGACAAUAUAAACAAUAAUACACCAGAUAUUAAUUCAAUUAUGAAUGCUGUAGCGUCUGUUAUGGGAUCACAUCUAUUAUUCAACAGUAAUAAUAAUAAUAAUAAUUAUAAUGAUAAUAAUAAUAGUAAUGAUAAUCAUAAUAGUAAUAACAGUAUGAGUAGUAUGAACAGUCACGCAAUAAAUAAUUGGAAAAUGGACACUUUACAAGUGAUAAAAGAUAAAGAUACAAAGAAAAACAGCAGUAAUACAUCACCAUCAUCAUCGUCAUCAUUACCAACCAAUUUCAAAUCAUGUCCAAAUUCAUUGUUGUUGCAACCAAAUUUCAGUCAUCAAUUUAACAUGGACUCAUCAAAUUUAUUACUGUCAUCAACAUCUCCUACGUCAUCAACAGGAGCGACAACAUCGUCAGAAACAAGUGGGAUUCGACCAGAAGUAGAAUUAAUUGAUAAGUCAUUAUGGGAUAAAUUUCACUGUCAUGGUACCGAAAUGGUGAUUACUAAAAGUGGAAGACGAAUGUUUCCACCAUUCAAAGUGAAAAUUACUGGUUUAGAAAAACGUGCUAAAUAUAUUGUUUUAAUGGAUAUUGUAGCAUUGGAUGAUUGUCGAUAUAAAUUUCAAAAUAAUUUAUGGACAGUUGCAGGAAAAGCUGAUCCUGAAAUGCCUAAACGUAUGUAUAUUCAUCCAGAUUCUCCAUCAACUGGUGAACAAUGGAUGCAAAAAAUUAUCUCUUUUCAUAAACUUAAAUUAACCAAUAAUAUUUCUGAUAAACAUGGUUACACAAUACUCAAUUCAAUGCAUAAAUAUCAACCAAGAUUUCAUUUAGUACGAGCUAAUGAUAUAUUAAGAUUACCAUAUUCAAAAUUUCAUACUUAUACAUUUAAAGAAACUCAAUUCUUAGCAGUUACUGCUUAUCAAAAUGAAAAGAUAACACAAUUAAAAAUAGACAAUAAUCCAUUCGCUAAAGGAUUUCGUGAAUCUGGUGGAGGGAGACGUGAUAAAAAGCGAUUAGAUAAUUUAAAAUAUUCAAAUCGACCUCUCAUUCAUAAUUGUGAUGAUGAUCAAAAAAAUGGAACACAUGAAAUAUAUGAAAGUCCCAAUAAUACAUCAUCAGAUACAGAAAAUGAACAUGAAUUCGAUGAUUUAGAUAUGCAUUUACCUUUACCAUUUAAUGAUAAACAUAAUUUAUCUAUAAAAAAAUUAUUACCAUUACAUAUGAACAGAACAGAAUCAAAAUCUGUUAAACAUUCUAAUAAACGUAAUGGAUCGAAAGGAUUAAUUGAUUUUACUGGUCGAGUUGGAAAAAUACGUCGAACACAUCAACAUAAUCAAUACUUUUAUUCUUCUAAUGAUAAUAUAUAUACAACAGAUUUCUCUGUAAAUAAUGAACAUAAUUUAUAUUAUCCAAAAGGUAUCGACUCAAAACAACAUCAUUCAUCAUCAAUGUUUUUAUGUUCAUCUACAUUAAAAAAUAAAAAUAAUUUAUGUUCUUCACCUUAUACAGAUUUAAAAUGUAAUACUUUAAAUAAUUUUUCUAAACUCAAUGAAAUUCCACCAAAUGUAACAGUUAUUUCAAGUGAAUCAAUUGGAUAUUUUAAUCAUCCUACUAUUAAUCAACAUACAAUUAUAAAUCAUGAAAAUUCUAAUUAUUUAUCACAAUCUGAAAAAGUUAUUGAUCCGGAAAAAAUUGGAUCAUCUACUCAUACUACUACUUAUAAUAAUAAUAAUAAUAAUAAUAAUAAUAAUAAUAAUAAUAAUAAUAAUAAUAAUAAACAGUUCAAUUCUAGUCCAUUGAAUAAAUUUCUUUCAAAUUGGACAAAUCAUUUGACAUCACAAUUAAUUCAAAAUCAAUUAUUCGAUCAAAAAUUAUCCAAUUAUUCUUCAGUUUCAUCUAAUUCAUCUUUACCACAGUCAUUCUCAUUAGCAACCACAUCAACAAUACAAAAUUCUUUUCAAAAUUCAAUAAAUUCAAUGCCAUAUUUACAACAACCAAAUGAAUCAAUGAAUAGAUCACAUUUUAAUUCUAUGAAUCCAUUGUCAAAUUAUACCGCAAAUUUAGCUAUUUACAUGCAACAAUAUCCACAAUUUCUAUCACAUAUUUUAUCGUUAUUUCAUCAGAAUUCUUUACCUUUAGAUACAUCUCAUAGAAAUUAUGUCACUACAUCAAGUCCACAAUUAAAUGAUAACAAUAUUGUUACAACUAAUCAUUAUCCAAUAAAUCCGAAUUAUAAUUCUACUAUAACUAGUAAGAAUAAUAACAAUGAUACUACUUCAUGUAAUAUUGAUGUUAUAAAUGAAGAUGUUGAUAUAAUCAUGUCUAAAUCAAAAUUAAAUUCAGAACAACGAUCCCCUGAUUUUUCUAUUGAUGCGCUAACUAGUUUACAACAAAAUUCUAGAUCACCAAAAUCAAUAAAUCAAUCUGUUCCAUCAUCUUCUUCUUCAUCAUCAUCACCAUCACCAUCUUCAUCAACAUCACCCUCUUCUUCGCAUAUAAUUAUUAGUGAAUCAUUGUCUGUACAGUCAACCGAUUCAGAUGAUCAGUCAAUUUGUAAACAACCGGGAAGUGAUUCCAUCAAUAAAAUAUCUACAGAGAAAAAGAAUAAAAGAUAAUAAAAAAUUUUUUCAGUAAACAAUAACAAUAACAUCAUCAUUGUGAAUAAUAAACAUGAAUUAUAGUUGUUUCUUUAAAUCAUAUGGUCAUUUUGGCUUAUUGUUCAAUGGAUCUAAUAUACAUGUAUUUAUACAUACAUGAGAGAUGAUGAGAGAAAAAAAACACAUGAAUUCUGUGAUUAAAUUACAAAUUUUAAUGCCC